CACUGCUGUUCCACAUCACUCUCUUUUGCUCUGUGUGCGUGUGUGUGUGUGUGUGUGUGUUUGAAACCGGCAGAAAGCGUGCGAGGAUCAACAGGAGGGAGGACUCUUCUUUAUUUGCCCAACACUACAAAAAGAUGGAUGCCGCAGAGUUCCGGAGACGUGGGAGGGAGAUGGUAGACUAUGUGGCAGAUUAUAUAGAGAACAUUGAGAAAAGGCAGGUCUACCCUGAUGUGGAACCAGGAUAUCUGAGGUCACUGAUUCCUGAGGAAGCCCCGGAGGAGCCAGAGAACUAUGAGGAUGUGGUCAAAGACAUCGAGAGGGUGAUCAUGCCAGGGGUCACCCACUGGCACAGCCCAUACUUCUAUGCAUAUUUUCCCACUGCCCACUCUUAUCCUGCAAUGCUUGCAGACAUGCUGUGUGGAGCCAUUGGCUGCAUUGGAUUCUCUUGGGCUGCAAGUCCUGCCUGUACGGAGCUGGAGACAGUGAUGCUGGACUGGCUGGGAAAGAUGCUGAAGCUACCAGAAGAUUUUCUUGCUGGGACCAAAGGCAAAGGAGGUGGGGUCAUCCAGAGCACUGCCAGUGAAGCCACUCUCAUAACUCUUCUUGCUGCUCGCUCCAAAAUCGUCAGGCUGAUCCAGGCAGACUAUCCUGAACGAUCUGAGACAGACAUUAUAUCCAAACUAGUUGCCUACUCGUCUGAUCAGGCACACUCAUCUGUGGAGAGGGCAGGGUUGAUAGGUGGAGUGAGGAUGAAGGAAAUUCCUACCGACAGCAAGUUUUCUGUGCGAGGAGAUGCACUGGAGAGGAUCCUGAAGGAGGAUAAAGCUGCAGGACUUAUACCAUUUUUUUUCUGUGCAACACUGGGAACGACUGCAUCCUGUGCAUUUGACUGCAUCACUGAGCUUGGCCCUAUAUGCAAUGCAGAGAAAAUGUGGAUGCACAUUGAUGCUGCGUAUGCCGGGAGUGCGUUUAUCUGUCCGGAGUUCAGACCCUUGCUGAACGGAAUUGAGUUUGCAGACUCUUUCAAUUUCAAUCCUCAUAAAUGGCUCCUGAUCAACUUUGAUUGCUCGGCGAUGUGGGUGAAGAAAAGAGCAGACAUUAUUGGAGCAUUUAAAAUGGAGCCACUAUAUCUGAAACAUGAUCAUCAAGAGUCGGGACUUGUCACUGAUUAUAGACACUGGCAGAUCCCGCUGGGUCGGAGGUUUCGCUCUCUCAAAAUGUGGUUUGUGUUCCGCAUGUACGGACUCAAAGCUCUCCAAGCCUACAUCCGCAAGCAUGUAGGACUGGCUAAAGAGUUCGAGUCUUUAGUGAGAGCAGAUCAACGCUUUGAGAUCUCAGCUGAUGUGGUGAUGGGUCUCGUCUGCUUUAGACUCAAGGGCUCCAAUGAAUUAAGUGAAAAUCUGCUGAAGAGGAUCAACAGUGCACGGAAGAUUCAUCUCGUUCCUUGCCAAUUGGCUGGCAAGUUUGUUCUGCGGUUCGCUGUGUGUGCCCGUGCUACUGAGUCACGGCAUGUCCAGGAGGCCUGGUGCCACAUCCGACAGCUGGCAUCGGAGCUGCUUCAGGAACGACUACACUGACCACUGCAGUGGGCAUCACAAUGAGUCAAACAGCUGAUUUGUACCUCGUCUGCUUUCACACUGUCUUAAUUCCACUCUAUCGCUGAUUCAUGCUAUUUAUUGGCAAAAUAUGUAUAUGUGUGCGUUCGUGAUUGUCACAAAGGUGUCCGCCAUGAGUGUGUAGCAUUCCAGGCUCCCUCUGCCUACAUUUAUAUGGCAUGAUGUCCAAAAAAGGCACAUCAUAUCAUGUUUGUCGAUUGCAGAUUUCUUCUUCAUGAUUUUCAUCCUCACUCCUGUAAUCAUUAGGGCAGCAAAAAAAAAAAAAAAAGUAAUUAACCAACAAAUAAUCAUUGAAAAUUUCAAUAACCAAUCAGUAGGUUUUGAAUGAUUGUUCAGCUUUUGCGAUGAGUUAAACAGUUGUAGAUCCUAAGUAAUAAUUUAAAAAAUAAUAGUUUUCAGCAUUU
Molecule: messenger RNA, 2020 nt
Organism: Danio aesculapii
Lineage: Eukaryota; Metazoa; Chordata; Actinopteri; Cypriniformes; Danionidae
Gene: ddc
Product: dopa decarboxylase
Exons: 14
Coding region: 135-1577 (480 amino acids)
Biological process (GO): amino acid metabolic process; catecholamine metabolic process; serotonin biosynthetic process
Molecular function (GO): pyridoxal phosphate binding; aromatic-L-amino-acid decarboxylase activity
Source: RefSeq, a predicted model, not a curated record